CAGGCACACCUGCCCUCACUGGAGAGAGUGUGUGAGUGCAUGUCAGUGUGCAUGUGCGUGUGUGUACUAGAGUUGGGCGUGGAGCUGUUGUGAGUGGACAUGUCAGCACGGAUGGGUCCACUGCUGCUCACCAUUUCCCUCCUUCAACUUCUGUCUCUGGGGACAUGCUUCCCAAAUGGCGCCCCGUCCUCUGCCUGUGAGGACAUGGUCCCUCGUCAUGCUGGUGUCCAGCCCCAGCCCUCCCCGGCUCCCUACACCAUUCAAACCAGCAGUCGCACCUUUCAGCCUGGCCAGCCUCUCACAGUGACCAUCAAGGGACCAGAUUACAGAGGUGUGCUGUUGGAAGCUCGCACGGGGACCAGUGUCAAUGCCUUAGGAAGCUGGCAAUCUCCUCCAGCUGACACAAAAUUCCUCCAAUGCUCAGGCAACCCACAAGGUGCCAUCACCCAUUCCAACACCAACCUGAAAGGCAACUCCACUGUGUACUCCUGGAUACCCCCAAGUGGGGUCAACAAUAUUUACUUCAUGGCUACAGUAGCUCAACAGCGCACAGUUUUCUGGCUGAAUGUGAGGUCAGACACCCUGACCCAAGGUGCAGCGGCAGGAGGGAUUGGUUUGGCUGCAGGAGGGGAGCCUGCGGUAUGGGCCAAGGCAGGGCUCCUAUUCCUUGUUCCCUGCCUCCUGUCCAUACUGCUCCACUCCAGAUAGCUACAUGAGGUCCUGGGGUACCACACUGGAGUGACUCCACAUUAAACACAGGGUCACAGUGUAGUGCAGGGUGUCCUAUAAAUGCCACCCGGUACACUCAACAG
This is a messenger RNA of Megalops cyprinoides (Indo-Pacific tarpon), 812 nucleotides long. RefSeq lists its product as uncharacterized. Lineage: Eukaryota; Metazoa; Chordata; Actinopteri; Elopiformes; Megalopidae. Bases 100 to 708 code for a protein of 202 amino acids. Gene Ontology annotation, molecular function: oxidoreductase activity, acting on metal ions. The transcript is spliced from 5 exons. The record is from RefSeq and is a predicted model, not a curated record.